UCCCUCCUCCUCUUCCUGUUUCAGUGGGAGGAUGCAGUAUUCUGCUGAGUCGCUGUGAGCCAGUCGGAGGCUGCAGUAUUCUGCUGAGUCGCGGUGAGCCAGCAUUAAGCUCUCUCUGCCUCCAGCCGACCGAGUGACGAGAAUCACAGGGAGUCCUGGAAGAGAAAACUACAGCACCCACAAUCCUCGGCUCGCAGCCCAGACUGUUGCUGGGCCCGGAGCAGAGCCCCGUGGAAGUCUGGGAGUUGCGGUCCUUGCUACCCGGCUGCAGGUAGAGACAGACAGAGAAACAGAGAGGCAGAGAGACAGAGAGACAGACAGACAGACAGAGAGAAAGACAGUCAGAGAGACAGAGAGACAGACAGACACACAGACAGACAGACAGAGAGAGAGAAAGAGAGACAGAGAGACAGAGACGUGCGAUGACAGCCGUCGGAGAGACAGGAAGGACAUGAACACCUGUUUCCUGGAAACUGCUGAGUCAUGUCUGCUGACCUGGACGAUACAGACAACGUGUUUGACCUGAACGAGGUCCCGGAGACGGAGCUGCUGGAUAACAGCAUCCAGAAAGGCCGAGCCCAGCUGUCCGUCAAAGCCCGGCGGUCCCGCCCCUCCCGGUCCCGUUACCGUGACAGCGUGAGUUCCACGGAGGGAGACGACAGUCUGGAUAGGAAGGACAGUCCCUUACACUGGGCCCGCUCUCCGCUCCACCUGCGAGGUUCCUCCCCCUCUCCUGAUUCGCUGCUGUUGGCACGAAGCUCCGCCUUCUCCUUCGACACCUCCCUGGUGCGGGGCUCUCCAGAGGAUGACGGAGCGCCGUUGGCCCCGACCCCCCGAGGGCGUUACCGUCAGCUGACCAAUGCCACGUCUCAGGAGCCGCUGGUGACGCCAAACAGCUCGCCUACCAGGAGGAGGAACAGGAGGCCGGACAGUGAAGUGUUGGUUUCUGACUCGAGUCGGGACACAAGUCCGGCUGAUCCUGGCAGUCCGAACGUUGUCUUCGACAAGAAAACCAAGAGACGCUUCCUGGACCUCGGGGUGACUCUGAGGCGGUCCUACAUCCGGGUGAGGAAAGAUAAAUCCAACAGACUGUCUGUGGGCAGCAGAGAGCCGUCUGAGAGUCCGUCUCGCUCUUCGGGAUCCUUCGUCCCGUUCUCCUGGUUCUCUGAAGGACGGGGGUCUCUGUCGUCCUCCGGGACCCCCCCCGGAUCCCCCAAAGUCGCUCCACCCAACUCCUCGGGACCCCAAAAGUCUCAGUCACAGGAGUCGGCUCUAAGCGAGGAGUACUCUCCUCCUCACACCACCUCCUCUCCUCCCGCUGACUCCUCCAGAUCCUCCCAUCCUUAUCACACGCUGUCACAGUCCUCAGACGAGCCCCUGGAGGAGGCGCUGUGUCUCGUGUCGUCGUGGACGACGCAGCAGGUCUGUGAUUGGCUGAGAGGACUCCACAUGGAGCAAUACGUCCCAGAAUUCAGUGCGAGGGACGUGGACGGACAGACGCUGCUGCAGAUGGACGGAAACAAGCUGAAGGCUCUGGGCGUGCUCAGUUCGUCCGAUCGCAGCGCUCUGAAGCGACGCAUCAAAGAUUUCCUGUCUGCAGCCGAGAAGGAGAGAAAAGCUCUGGACAAGAUGGAGAGACAGAGAGACAAACAGAGACAGCGCAGGAACUGAGGGGGAGGGGGGGCGGCAGGGCGGGAGACAGGGGGGAGUGAGAGAGGGAGACAGGGCAGGAGACAGGGGGGAGAGAGAGGGGUGAGGG
Messenger RNA from Sander lucioperca (pikeperch), 1759 nucleotides. RefSeq names its product sterile alpha motif domain containing 14 (gene samd14). Gene Ontology annotation, molecular function: actin filament binding. The coding region runs from base 484 to 1671 and encodes 395 amino acids. Gene Ontology annotation, cellular component: actin cytoskeleton; postsynaptic density; cytoplasm. Lineage: Eukaryota; Metazoa; Chordata; Actinopteri; Perciformes; Percidae. The record is from RefSeq and is a predicted model, not a curated record. The transcript has 12 exons. Gene Ontology annotation, biological process: actin filament organization; calcium-mediated signaling; neuron projection development.